Hypomesus transpacificus is the source of this 3914-nucleotide messenger RNA. Its product is annotated as nesprin-1-like. Gene Ontology annotation, cellular component: membrane. Lineage: Eukaryota; Metazoa; Chordata; Actinopteri; Osmeriformes; Osmeridae. Gene Ontology annotation, molecular function: protein binding. The record is from RefSeq and is a predicted model, not a curated record.
UGCGACGCCCAGGAGAUCCAGAGGAAGCUCAACCAGCAGCAGGACCUGCAGAGGGACAUAGAGAAGCACAGCACGGGCGUGGCGUCCGUGCUGAACCUGUGCGAGGUGCUCCUCCACGACUGUGACGCCUGCUCCACGGAGACGGAGUGCGACUCCAUCCAGCAGGCCACCAGGGGGCUGGACCGCCGUUGGAGGAACAUCUGUGCCAUGUCCAUGGAGAGGAGGGCUAGGAUUGAGGAGACGUGGAGGUUGUGGCAGAAGUUUCUGGAGGACUUCUCGAGGUUCGAGGAGUGGCUGAAGAGCUCAGAGAGGACGGCCGCCCAUCCCAACUCCUCUGGCGUCCUCUACACCAUCGCUAAGGAAGAGCUCAAGAAGUUUGAGGCGUUCCAGAGGCAGGUGCAGGAGUGUCUGACCCAGCUGGAGCUCAUUAACAAGCAGUACCGACGCCUGGCCCGCGAGAACCGCACCGACUCAUCCUGUCGCCUCCGCGAGAUGGUGCACGACGGGAACCGCCGCUGGGACAACCUGCAGAGGAGGGUGGCCUCCAUCCUGCGCAGGCUCAAGCACUUUAUUGGUCAGAGGGAGGAGUUUGAGACGGCCAGAGACAGCAUCCUGGUGUGGCUGACAGAGAUGGACCUGCAGCUCACCAACAUAGAGCACUUUUCCGAGUGUGACAUCCAGGCCAAGAUCAAGCAGCUCAGGGCCUUCCAGCAGGAGAUCUCCCUGAACACGGGGAAGCUGGAGAUGGUGUUCAGGCAGGGGGAGGCGCUGCUAGGGAAGAGCGAGCCCCUGGAUGCUGCCGUCAUCGAGGAGGAGCUGGAGGAGCUGCAGAGGUACUACCAGGAGGUGUUCGGACGCGUCGACAGAUACUACAAGAAGCUCACGCGCCCUCCGCUCGCUGACGACGAGCUGGACUGCUCCGACCGAGAGAUGGACAUGGACGAGGACCUCCAGUGGGCGGACUCGGCCUCUCUGCCCCGCCCCGGCAGUCGCUCGGCCUCCGGCGGGGACAUGGCCCCGAGGGCUUACCGCUCGGGGCGCGACACGCCCGCCAGCGUGGACUCCAUCCCGCUGGAGUGGGACCACGACUACGACCUGAGCCGCGGGCUGGAGAGCGCCGGGGGCCGCGGCCUGGGGUUGGAGAGGGGCCGGGGGGAGGAGCCGGAGGAUGAGUACGUCAGGACGGCCGCUGUGCUGACAGAUAUAGUUAUACCAGAGAGCCCUGAGGCCUAUAUUAAACUGACCGAGAACACACUGAGGUCCUCCUCGGGUGAGCCAGGCCAGCUGGAGGCCCACCUGAGACAGCUGGACCAUGCUCUGGACGCGGGUCGCUACCACCUCCAGCAGAGAGAGGGCGCUGUAACCAGCUCCAGCCCAGAGCUCGACUCCAACUACAUGGGCUAUAUGCGUCUGAUGGGGGAGUGUCGAGGCAGCAUCGACGCUGUGAAGAGGGCCGAGGGAGAGCUGACUGAGGACGCCCCAGCCGGGCUCACCAACCCUACCGGCACAGACUCUCAGAGCCCUGGUGUGAUCGAGCGCUGGGAGCUGCUCCAGGCCCAGGCCCUGAGUGGCAGACACUGUCCCCAGGACCUGCAGCAGUGGCAGCAGCUCAUCUCGGACCUGCAGACCCUCCGCGCCUGGCUGGGCCAGACAGAGGCGGAGCUGGGCCAGCUCCGAGGGCACGACCUCAGCCCCGACAUCCACACCAUCCAACAGAGGAUCCGCAAGCUCAAGGACUUGCAAAAGGCUAUGGAUGCCCACAAAUCUGCAGUCCUGUCAAUCAACCUGAGCAGCGCAGAUUUCCUCCAGUCAGGGCCUGACUCAGAGGAGGCGUGGGAGCUAAGGGACGGGCUCAAGGAGAUGAACUCGCGCUGGGAUUGGCUGGGCUCGUCUCUGGAGGAAUGGAGGGAGGAGCUACAGAAGUCCUUGAUGCAGUGUCAGGAGUUCCAUGAACUGAGCCACGGUCUGCUACUAUGGCUGGAGAACAUCGACCGCAGACGGAACGAGGUUGUCCCUAUCCCCCCCAGGCUGGACUGGGAAGCACUCCGCGCUCACCACAGAACACUCACGCAAAUCAAACGUGAGCUGUUGGACUCUCAGCAGAAGGUGGCCUCUCUCCAGGAGCUCUCAGCCCAGCUGUUGGUCCACACCCAGGCUAGAAGCCAACUCCAGCCUUCAGAGCAGGCCCAGAGGGAGGCCCAGGGCGUGGAGCGCCUGGAGGCCCGGGAGAAGGUGCACGUGAUCGGGAACAGGCUGCGGCUGCUCCUGAGGGAGGUCAGCUCUGACCUGGACGGUCUGGAGAGGAGACUGGAGACCAUGGGCACCCUACAGAAGUCCCUACGUCAGUCUCCUGUGCACCAAUCAGACACCUCUGGAUCGACCAGCCCCAUUUCUGAGGGGGUCGUCAUCAGCCGCAGGAGAUCGCCCCGGGGCAAAACUAGUCAGGCCCUCCCUGGACUCCCCCACAGCGGCCCGCGCCACAGACUGACCAAGUCUCCAGCAGGCGCUGGCUUCGCUUCCUCCCCUUCUGACCUCUCCAGUGACCUCCUCCCCUCCCCCGCCUCCGCCUCUUCUUCCAGAGGUCAACCCUUCUUCUUCAGAGUCCUCAGGGCGGCCUUGCCCCUCCAGCUCCUCCUCCUGCUCCUGAUUGGCCUGGCCUGCCUUGUUCCAAUGACAGAGGAGGACUACAGCUGUCACCAUGCAAACAACUUUGCCCGCUCUUUCCACCCCAUGCUGCGUUACACCAACGGACCUCCGCCCAUAUAAGGACUUGAGCUACGCCUAUUGGGUCGUCCGCCCAUAUAAGGACUUGAGCUACGCCUAUUGGGUCGUCUGCCCAUAUAAGGACUUGAGCUACAUCUAUGCGGAUAUUCAACUAUAAAAAGACAAUUGCUACUCUUAUAAGGAUAUCCACCCACAAAAGAGAUUACUAAAAAACACAUGGAGACAACUGCCCAAUAUAAGGACUAUAGUUUCACCUCAAACCUCCGACCCAUUUGAAUGUUCCCUCCCCCUUAUACUAUGGGAAUGUGCCCCCAAGGCCAUAUCAAGACCAUUGUCCUAGAACCACAAACCAUCUGAGAAGUUUAUAUAUAUAUAUAUAUGGCUCCUAACACAUAUCUUCCAUUUCUAUCGAACUCCUCCGUCAUUACAAAUAGACUGACCUAGGAUCAAACCGUUCACUUUUCUCAACUUUAAUGUGUAUAAAUAUAAUACUUUGGUCAAGUUUCUGAGGAAAAUUCCAAAGUCUGAAAUGAAAAACAAAGCACUAUUUAUACUGUAUGUUGGGAGCCAAAGUCGACUGUGCUGUGUGUCAGCAGUUCAGUGCUGCUAAUAUUUAUUUGUUUCAAUCAGCGUUUGGUUAGAUGUUUUAGUGUCAAUGAACCUAGGAGACCUACAAUGUCUGAAUAGCAGAUGUUCUUAUAUAAUAAUCCUGAAGAUCAUUUUAGAGCUAAGAGCUGCUGCUGUAGCACUGGCAUGAGUACUGUUGAAGGUACCGUACUGCAGGCAUCCCUCAAGAUGGCCACACCCUUAUCCCUGAUAGGCCAAGAAAAGUAACAGUCAAAGCUCAUGAUUUGACUUGAAUUCCAGUGUUUCAAUAUAAGGCAAAUUAGGUUUGAGAUGAUUUGUAAAUUGACGUUUGACAAAAUGCCUUUGAAUAUGGCAGUUAUUUUUUUACAUUUGAUGUUUGAGCAUGCACUUGAAGUCCAUCGCUUUUAAGGCCAAACAAUCACCGGUGAAAGAAGGAUAUGAAAUAGUGUGCUUUGUAAUAAUGAUCAUCUUUGCUAAAUGGAAACAUCUAAAUCACUGGGAUGUAAAAACAAAUUACAUUGAAAAAGCGUUAUUUAUGUAUGUACAGUUUGCUAAUGCUAAAUACUCUCUUUGCAUAAAAUAAAAACAUAAGUAUUAACAUG